This is a messenger RNA of Formica exsecta, 2081 nucleotides long. Its product is annotated as odorant receptor 49b-like. The transcript is spliced from 6 exons. Gene Ontology annotation, cellular component: plasma membrane. Gene Ontology annotation, molecular function: odorant binding; olfactory receptor activity. The record is from RefSeq and is a predicted model, not a curated record. Lineage: Eukaryota; Metazoa; Arthropoda; Insecta; Hymenoptera; Formicidae. The coding region runs from base 1 to 990 and encodes 329 amino acids. Gene Ontology annotation, biological process: detection of chemical stimulus involved in sensory perception of smell; sensory perception of smell.
AUGUAUCAGUUCUACUUGCCAGCCAAGGUUCAUAAAACUAAUUUCAAAGUUUGCGAGACGAAAAAUAUAAUUCGCAAUUUCGUUAAAGAUCUUACACUGGCGUUAAAAAUGAUCGCUGACGAUUGGAUGAAAGCCAAGUGCGAAAAAGAGCAGCGCGUGAUGAUAAAAUACGCACAGAACGCGCGAAUCAUCCUCAUCUUUGGAUACGUUCUCAUGAUCGUAGGAUACAAUUUCAUCAUCCUUUUACCGUGCUUCGGAACAUCGCUGAGAUAUGUAACAAAUAUCACCAAUCUGGCCAAGAACCUGCCACUAGAAACGUAUUACUUUUAUAAUAAAGAUCAGACUCCGUAUUAUGAACUCACAUUUAUUGCGCAAGCUCUGCUAUUGAUAAUAGCAAUUGCAUCUUAUACUGGCGUGGAUAAUCUGCUCGGCUUACUGGUAUUCCACUUGUGUGGCCAGAUGGAAAAUUUGAAAGAACGAUUGAUCAAUAUGAAGCGAUAUAAAAAUAUUUGCGUCGAUCUCACUUUCAUUGUCGAGGAUCACAUACGGCUAAUCAAAUAUUUUGACAUUGUUGAGAGUACAUUCACUCUACUGCUACUCGGAUUGCUGCUUUAUUUCGGCAUUCUAUUCUGUCUAUGCGGAUUUUUGAUCGUUGCGAUACUCACGGAAGGAAAGAAAAUGUCAAUGAUACGUUUGAUAUUCCUAAUAUCUAUAAUGUUAAACAUUUGCGGCCAUAUGUGUCUGUAUUGCGUAGUAGGCGAAAUUCUGAUAGCACAAUGCGAAGGUGUAUAUCAUGCAGCAUAUAAUUACGAAUGGUACACGUUGGAGCCGAAACAGGCGAAAGAUCUGAUCCUAAUAAUGAUACGGGCCAACAAGCCCCUGUAUAUUACAGCUGGGAAAAUGUUUCCUAUGACACUGUCGAUGUUUUGCGACUUAGUAAAAACUUCAGGCGGCUAUGUAUCAGUUCUACUCGCCAGCCAAAGUUCAUAAAACUAAUUUCAAAGUUUGCAGAGAAAGAAGCAUCGUAUUAUAAUAUAUUCAACGAAAUACAAAAAAAUGUACGAAAUAUAUAAAAAUACGUAUAUCACAUAUAAAAUUAUAACACAAAAUCAAAAUACAUAUAUAAAUAUUAUACUUAUCGCAAAAACUCGUCAUUUAAAAUAUUUUCUCCUAAAAUUAAAACGUUGUGUAACGAUUUUGCAAACCGCUAUAUCAUAAUAUUAGAAGAUAUAUCAUAUAUAAAUGCAAAUUAAACUAGUAAUUAACAAAUUCAUUGCAACAUAUGUUGUCGGUGAUGCGCGAUAUAUUUGUAUUUAAUGGCAGUAAUAAACGUUUGUAUUAUGCUUAUAUGUAUCACUGCCGAUCGAACUUAUCGCUCAACUUAUUACUCAGCUUAUUGCUCUAACCACUAUUGAUCAAUAACUAAAGAAGGUGUCUGUUUUUCACGUGAAUUUUUUGUUUUUAUCAAUAACAAAUAACAGAACAAGUUCAACGAUAACUCUGAUAAUUUCCGCAAUUAAAAAUUCUUACCGUGUAUCAAGAUUCACCGAUAACUUUAGCCCUUUAUUUGAUUCGCCCGAAAUGUGCAAUGUUUUCUCGUUUAUCUUCAUUAUAUCAAAAAAAUUAUACAACUGCAAUAUUAUUCUCUUUAACACUCUUCAUCCCACCAGCGUAGCAGCACUCCCAAAAAUAAAGAUUAUUAUUUUGUUAUAACGAUAUUUGUGUAUAAUGUUAAUCACUUUCAUCUUAAUACAAGAAAGCGUUAUUUAUGAAACUUUAGUACUUUAGCUAUACAUAUCCCAACGCAACACAAUGUAAGAGACACUUGUCACCGAUAAUAUGUUGUUAUAAUACGUAUGACUACAAAUGUAUCGUCUAUACUACACGCAUGAAAAGUCGGAGGAUCUCCAAGACACUGCACUGGAAGGUAUGGUAUAUGUAAAACGCGCAUGCUUCGUUAUAGUUCGAAUAGAAGGGGUAUGAUAGAGGGUAUGGAGAGAGAGUAUCAUUAAAAUUUUAAAGCUGCCACCCUAACGAAAAACUUGUGUUAUUACGACAACUAUAUUACAUGUGUGAGGUAC